AUGGCAAACCCUUCUUCAUCACACCAUGAGCGUGACCGCGAACGUGAACUUCUUGCAGUUCUCGCAGUCAUGCUUUCGCUACCCGCAUCCAGUGGUACAAAGGCAGCAGCAGGAGGAGCAGAAGACCCUGCUGCAUCUGGACUCUGGGGUUAUCUAACUCCCAAACGAUCGCAAGCGCUUGUAGCUCGCGAGAGCUCUGUUGCUGGUCGUGAAGCUGAAGUAGCGCGUCGCGAAGCAGAGCUUCUUGUCGGCGCGCCUGGUGGCGUGCUUCCUGCUCAACAGUCCCCGAUCAUUUGCCCUGUUUGCCCUACCGCCACGGUCGUAGAUUUCGCACCUGCUCAGACUAUCAUUAAAGAAGUCGUAAAGGAAGCAGACCUUGCACCUCCAGGGUGGUGGAAGGAGGCCAAUGCCCGUGCCGAGGAGAUUCUAGAUCGCGAGCUUAGAGUUAGCGAACGAGAACGCGAGAUUACUCGCCGCGAGGAGAGUGUUAACAGGAGAGAGCAUGAUUCUUCCAGACGCGAGGCUUGGAUAAUGGAACAGCUCGUUCUCAUCAACAACGAUGGAGCCUCUCUUGAGGAAGAAGUUUUCUAUGAGCCUGCUGGUGGCAAGCGGAAACUCAAGGAGCUCUCUCCCAUGAUAAUUGCUGAAACUGAAACAAAAACCAUUAUUCAAUAUGAAACUUUACCUGCUUCGACUGUCACAGUUCCCCCACCUGCCAACACCCGGUUUGCUGCAUUCCCUACGCCUGAAGUCUUUUCAUCGUUCUACACCACUCAAAUUCCCAGAACCACGGCCAUCACUGUUGAAGAAGAUAUCAUUCGUGAGCCCCUGCAGGUUGAGGAGAUGGAUGAAUACGAGGUGGAAGAGUUCGAGGAUGAUGAUGUGAGAGCAGUCACACUUCGCCGCGGUGCCCGGCCGAAUCGGCGACCGCCACCAAAUUCACGUGGCUGGUUGUGGUAA
This is a messenger RNA of Suillus subaureus, 960 nucleotides long. RefSeq lists its product as uncharacterized. The transcript has 4 exons. NCBI's taxonomy places the organism in Eukaryota, Fungi, Basidiomycota, Agaricomycetes, Boletales, Suillaceae. The coding region runs from base 1 to 960 and encodes 319 amino acids. The record is from RefSeq and is a predicted model, not a curated record.